This is a messenger RNA of Triticum dicoccoides, 1201 nucleotides long. RefSeq lists its product as uncharacterized. The record is from RefSeq and is a predicted model, not a curated record. Gene Ontology annotation, cellular component: endoplasmic reticulum membrane. Lineage: Eukaryota; Viridiplantae; Streptophyta; Magnoliopsida; Poales; Poaceae. The transcript has 5 exons. The coding region runs from base 1 to 861 and encodes 286 amino acids.
AUGUAUGGCUGCCGCCUGCCGGUGCUGGGAAUCGAAUCGACGAAGAAGCUGGCUCCACGCGCCGCCUACGAUGACCUUCGGCGGAGCUUCUCGGGGUCAGUAUGGGUCAUCCAUCUUCGUUGCCGGUUGAUGAGCAGCAAAAUGCAUCGAACCAUGGGAAUGGAUGCGGUGCUGGGAAGGUCCAUCGUGGCGACGGCGACGAGGACGGACCUUCCCGGCAUGGCCGCCGCCGCGGACUCCGCGCGCUCAGCCGUCAGUCCUCAUGGACAUUUUCCACCCACCCCUCGCCUCCAUUCUUUAUCUCCCUCCCUCCCCCGCCUCCACCAGCGAGCCCCUCUGCUCUCCCUUGCUCCGAUCUGGUGGAGCCGCCGCCCCCAACCUCUCUCUCCGACUUCGAUCCGCCGCCGCCUCCAACCGCUCCCACCCUGCUCCUCUUCCCCUCCUCCUCGGGCAGCCCAGUUGUCGUCGCGAUUGAGGACCAGAGACGCGGGCGGGGAGCUCGAGGCGGAGGAGCAGCAGCAGCGGCGGCGACGGCGAGUCAGGGCAAGGCCAGCAGCGUUGGGGUUCGUCUCCUUCAUCGGGAGGGUGCUCGUCGCCUCCGUCUUCCUCCUCUCCGCCUACCAAGAAGGAGGAAGCAAACUUGCCCGGCAAGAAGGGAUCCCUCAAGCUGGACGAAUGGGUGCUGUGCCGGCUUUAGAACAAGAAGAACAACUGGGAGAAGGUCAAGGUGGAGCAGCACAUGGCUGUGGAGGCAUGGCCUGGACGCUCGUCAACCUCGGCCACUUCGUGAUUACAUACCACUUCUUCCACUGGAAGAAGGGAACUCCAUUCGCUGAUGAUCAGGGGAUGUAUAAUAGAUGACUUGGUGGGAGCAAAUGGACAACGGCAAGCAGCUUACUCACAACAGAAAAUUUCUUGUUGUGGUUCAUGUAGUCCUGUAUGUGUUAUUCUGUUUCAAUUUUAUUAAUACUGCUUUUGGGAGCUUACUUGGCAAGGAACAACAUGGCAGGAUGUAUGCACAAAGAUUGAUUCUGGCUAGUCAGAAAUACUACACUUAUUCAUUAAUUAUGCAAAGAACACUUGUUUGUAACAUCUAGGUCUAACUUGCAUAUUCACGCCAUCAUACAUGUGUAAGGAUUGGGCAUUGCUCUAUUGCUCUAUUCACGCCAUUAUACAUGUGUAAAAAUUGAUGUUCAAUUAA